Abrus precatorius (Indian licorice) is the source of this 2950-nucleotide messenger RNA. Its product is annotated as bone sialoprotein 2. The transcript is spliced from 2 exons. Bases 64 to 531 code for a protein of 155 amino acids. The record is from RefSeq and is a predicted model, not a curated record. Lineage: Eukaryota; Viridiplantae; Streptophyta; Magnoliopsida; Fabales; Fabaceae.
AGAAAUUUCAGUAUUUCUUUCAUUCUGUUCUUUGUUCUCUGUCUCUUCACUCAAGUCCUAGCAAUGAACGGUGGCGUCGUUGAUUUUAUCGAAGAAAACGGAAACGGAAGCGAUUCCGAUGCGAAUUCCGAUGGCUCGCCUGAAUACUACGAGCCGAUAUCGGCCGUGGACGACGAAGGCAGCUCGGAGGGAGAUGACGACGUCGAGUUCCGGCAGCUUCCGAACGGGUUUGGAGUGCACGAUGUGGCGGAGAACGGAAUAUCGUCGCUGGAUCUGAACGACCAAAAGAGCAGCGAUGAGGAGGAAGAGGAGGAAGAAGAAGAAGAAGAGAGAAGACAGGAAUUGGAGACGGCGAUGAGGGAGGACGAGAACCGGAGGAACGCGCCGUUGACGGCGGAGAACGCGACGAGAGUGAUGGAGGCGAUGCGCGGCGUGUCCUUCGCUGGAGUGGCUCCCGAAUGGGUUGCUCAAGUUCCCGAAGAUCGUUGGAUUGAUCAGCUUCGCAGAUUGAGACAAUCAUCCAACACGUAAAGCAAAAAUUAGAUACUCGGAUUCAAACGAUGUUCCGUUUCCUUCUAGUUCUGAAUUUCUCCCAUUUUUUCUUGUUAGUUACUAUUUCCAAACGUGUCUUCGGAUCAACAUUUGCGAAAUUGAUUUCAGAUUAAUUUAAUUUUAGUUAAAAUAAGUGUUCUGUAAGUAAAAUUUUAUGUUUGAAAGUGUUUUUAACUCUAAUACUAUACAUGAAAUAUUGUUUGUUCAAAAUAUAGUUGCACUAUGAUGUGUUCAAUUGCUGUUAUUCUUUACCUGGAAUUAAAAUUUUACUGUAUAAUAAAAUUCUCAAUACACAAAGGUCAGUAAAUAUUAUCGAAUAAAACUCUGGUCAGAGAAUAUCACAAAUAAUACUUAAUUUGCUACACCUAAAUUAUUUAUGCUUGAAUCAUGUUUUGGUGCAUUUUUACAUUAGAAAUACCGCUCAUUGUUUUUCCAAAAAUGAUCAAAAUCGUGGCGAAAGGACGAAACGUGAGAAUUAUUUCGUAAUGUUCUUAUUGACAAACAUUAUAAUUAUUGUUUGGCAAGUAUUGUUUCUUCUAAUCUGAAAAUUCUAUCGCCGAGUACAAACACUUAUUUAACUCGUUCAUAGCGUCAAUUCGUGAAUUAUAAUUUAACUUCAAAACUGGGAUUCAAAUCUGACUUUAGCUGCUCCUUGCUAACAAAGCUUCAAGAGAAUGCAUUCUCUUGAUUUAGCCCGCGCAAAUUUUCCCAUGAAAUAAAAUAAUAAAUAUUGCUUUUGCUCAUUGGAAGCCGAAGAAGGAGCAAGGUCCCACAGCCUUCUUAAGCACCAAUGUUUUCAAUAUCAGCGCCUUUGUCCAUUCUUUUCACAAUUCCAGCAAUAACCUGAAGUGAGACCAAAACAACACAAAUUAGCAGAUGUACUUGCAAAGCAGUUCCACAAUAUGUAGUUUAUCGAUUGUCUAAAUUUACUACCUUUCCGGGUCCCAAUUCAUAGCCUUUCUUCAGACCCCUGUUAAGAAGAGUCUUCACAGUUGUUUCCCAUUGAACAGGUGAAGUAACCUGCCAAUUGCAUCACAGGUGUAAUUAUUUCUCUUUCAUGUGUCAGUGUGUUUGGAAACCAAUCAAUACCGCGUUUCAAGCUAUAACUUGUGGCGUUGAAAUAGAUUCACGUCUGAGUGAAUUUGAUGCGAAUUUAAAUACACAUGUUGGACAGAAACAAGUAAAACCACAUACCUGACGUGCCAAGAUCUUCUUUAUUGUGUCAGGAUCUGCAUGUGGCUGUGCAUCCACAUUGGAGAUGACUGGUAUUCUUGGGGUUCUGAUUUCUGUUGUUGCCAAUGCUGCUUCCAAUCUUGACACAGCUGGUUCCAUAAAACUAGUGUGGAAAGCACCGGCAACAGCUAGGCGCACCUGCCAGAGAGAGGUAAUGGCGUUAUUUCUUUGAGGAAAGGUGGCAUGGGAAAGAGAAGAUUAGGGGCAAACUCAUACUGUCAUUCGAGCCUUGAAAGACUUUGCCUUGGACUCCAGCACUUCUACUCCUUUUAAUCCUCCAGAUACAGCAUAGUUUCCCUACCAAAAAACAACACGUUGCUACUCACUAUAAAAUCUAUAAACAGAAUUUUGCUUAAGUUUGUAAAAAGGUAGAUCCACAAGAGAACCUUACUGUACACAGGUAAUUGGCAAUCUGAACUUUCUCAGCCUCAGGAACUUCCUGAUUGGCUGCAUCACACAAUUGUUGGACCUUCUCAGAGUCCAGUCCUAUCACACUAACCAUAGCACUUUUAGCAGCAUCAGCAGCAUCCUAGAAAAAGAUCAAAAGUUAUUCAUGCGAUAUACAAAUUAUUAUCCAAACUAGUUAUGUGAGUCAGACAAGCCACUAAACCAGCUACCAGAUAUUGCUUACCUGCAUAGCCUCACCCCUCAGUUUGACCAACUUAAGCCCAUCUUCAAAGCUUGAAAGUCAAAUUAAAUAUAUGGGGUCAAUGUCAUGUCAAUUAAGAGAAAGUUGAGCCUCAAGCAAAACCACUCAAAGAACACUUCGGUCACACAGCUUAAAUGUGCCAAAGUUAGAGAGGUUAGAUAAAUAUUCAUUCCCCAUAUGCUGCAAGCUGACAAAGAAUGGUUCUAAACUUCAUGUGGAAAGAGACUUUUCCCAUAGGCUACAAACCAUAAUUUCAUUUACAAGGUACUGAUGAGAUUUAAAGCAAAAAACAAACCUUAAGUCAAUUCUUCACAUUCAGAGAAACCCAGGGUUGAAUCAUUCACUCACAAUAUCCAAUUAGUUUCUCUAUUGCCAUUGCUAUCCUAAAAGUAAAGAUUUCAAAACUAUAUGACAAUGUCAGGGCAAAAGUGAAAGGGUACGUAUGCCAUAAUUACUUAUUAUUCUUUUAUUUUUGUGAAGAUUUCUUGAUAAAUGGGGAUAUGUGUGAAAAAAAAA